This is a messenger RNA of Equus caballus (horse), 8980 nucleotides long. It is a transcript of the gene KCNN3, whose product is annotated as potassium calcium-activated channel subfamily N member 3. NCBI's taxonomy places the organism in Eukaryota, Metazoa, Chordata, Mammalia, Perissodactyla, Equidae. Gene Ontology annotation, cellular component: neuronal cell body; neuron projection; plasma membrane. The record is from RefSeq and is a predicted model, not a curated record. Gene Ontology annotation, biological process: potassium ion transmembrane transport. Gene Ontology annotation, molecular function: calmodulin binding; small conductance calcium-activated potassium channel activity.
CUCCUGCUGCGGGCUGGAAGGCUUGGAGACCUGGGGAGCCCUUGGACAAGUGGAUUUUUUCCCACUCUAUCCCUCAUCCCCAACUGGUUGUGGGGUGUGUGUGUGUAUGUGUGUGUGCAUGCAUGUGUGUGUGAGUUUGUGUGUGCGUGCUUGCUUUUUGCUUGGAUUUCUCUACUUAUUUGUCAUUUUGGGCAGGGGGUGGCUGGGCUGGCCCGGGGUAGCUGGGAGGGGUUCAGCUGUUGGAGGUUUCAAAUAGAGCUUGUUUCAGGCUGGGCACAGCUGCUGCGAGACUGUCACAUUCCUUGUUGAAAUCUAGUCGCAAAAACCUAGGAGGUGCUGAUCGGAUUUCCCCCAUUCCCAGCCUCUCGCUCUAACAGGGGAUGGGCAGACUUGCCUGCUCAGGAAACGGGUGGGGCAGACCUAUCAGACGACCUGAAUAGCCACAACCAAGACUUCCAGGCAGAGGGUGCCCCCAGGGACCCGGCUGCUCAGAGGGGGUUGCCCCAGCUGAGGGCAGCUUCUGGAAGCCCCCUUCAUCUAAACAGCUCAAGGAUUUGAGCCCCUCAUUGAGCAGGAGCGAGCGGGGUUUUCCCCUGGAAUCGCAGCUCACUUAGUCAUUCCCUGUAAUGAGCCUCUGAGUCUGAGGGUCCUUCUGCUUGCUGCCUCUGCCGUCUCUCCCGCUGGGCGCUCCGGGAGAGGGGGCCACCAUCCUUGAUGGGCCUGGCAGCCGCCCUGGACACAGCCAUGGCUCCCUCCAGUCACCUCCUGGGGACAAGGAGCCCUCGCUGGGGGAAACUGAUAAGGGCCUGAGUGCUGGAGGGGGAGAGGGGAAGGGGCAAGACCAGCACCUCCUCUUUCAGUGACCCCUGUGGUCAGAGCUCCUAAGAGAGUGGCUCUUCCCAGAGACAGCUCCCAUUGUGGGAUCAUCUGUGCUCAUUUGUCUUAAUGCGAUGGGAGGGUUGCUGCUGGGCAGGAAAAGGCCAGAGCAGGUGCCACCCUGAUGGAGUAUCCAGGGACAGGAGCUUUCCCAGAGCUGGAGAGAGCAGACUCCGGUGUGAAGGAACGAUGAGGUGACCCAAGGGACUGGGCUUCACCCAUUCCUAAAUCCCUGAUCCUCUGGCUGAUGGCAGCAUGGGGGACACAGCAACUGGGAAGGUCCUGCCUUCCUCAGCUGGUGGGAUGGCCACUUCCUGUGCACGGUGGGUUGGUACUGGUUGUGAUAAGUGGGGCUCACUUUAACCUGCUCACCUGCUCACCAACCCUUCUGUCUCUCCAUCUAUGCGUUGAGUCAUUGUGGAACAAGUAUUUUCUGGGUGUCUCCUCUGUCAGGCCCAGUGGGCCCAGCAGCGGGUAGGGCAGCUAUCCCUCUUCUCUCCUGGAGGUGAAUAGGAUCGCUUUAAAGAAUCAGAGCGGAGCUUGAGUCCCAGCUCUGUCACUUCUGGUUGUGUGAUCUCGGACAAGCCAUGGAGCCUCUGCAGGUCUGUCUCCCCGGCUGUCAAGUGGGGAGAGUGAAUUAGAUAAGUGUAAGGCACUGCCUGCUGUGCCUGCUUGAUAAAUGGGCUCUGUUGUUACUGUUAUUAAUAAUGGAGAGGGAAAGCGAUGUCUUUUUCUUCUGUUGUCUAACUCUGGCUCCAGAAGUAGUUGAGGCCUUAACAGAUUGGGAACUGAGACUUUUGUCAAAGGAGCGGGGAGAAGCUGUAUCUUGGAGGGGAGAAGUUGUGAGCAGGGCUGGGUCUUCUGACUGGAAAACAUCUCUACAUGUGGGUCUGUUGCAGGGGAGGUGGCAUCUGUUCCCCAGCCUCGUGGGGAAAAUGGGCUCUGUGGUGACAGGAUGGUUUGGGUUAGAAUGAAGAAUCACCAGCAGGGAGAACUCAGAGAUGUUCAGUGGCCCCUGGGGUGGGAUGGGUGGCAGUUUCUUUUGCUGGAGAACUUUGUGCAUCUGAUUGGCUUUGCUGACCAGUCUGGAGUCAGGAGGAGGGACGGGGUGACCUCAGGCACCCCAGUCAGAUCGGGUGAUUCUGCAUUGAUGGUGGCAGUUCCCGCUCAAAGGCCCUUGGGAGAGGGACACACUUUUUUUCCCCCGAGUGAUCAAAGACUGCUAACCACAUGCUUGAGCUGCUGCUCUCUGAAGUCCUCUGCCUUUUCUCAUGGGGCCGUGGCCUUCCUGUUUGCCUCUCUUUGGCUGAUAUCUGUUACUGGGGGAGGCAUUCGCCACACAGGCCUGGCUCUCUUGAGAAGGAACAUGGCGUGCCCCUGAGCCUAUUCAAAGUUAAUGCAAAUGGGAGCCAGCGUGAGGAGGAUUCCAUGUUUUCGUUGGCCCUGAAAUGCCUUAUCAGUCUGUCCACCAUCAUCCUUUUGGGUCUGAUCAUCGCCUAUCACACGCGUGAAGUCCAGCUCUUCGUGAUCGACAAUGGUGCGGACGACUGGCGGAUAGCCAUGACCUACGAGCGCAUCCUCUACAUCAGCCUGGAGAUGCUGGUGUGCGCCAUCCACCCCAUUCCUGGCGAGUACAAGUUCUUCUGGACGGCCCGCCUGGCCUUCUCCUACACACCCUCGCGGGCGGAGGCGGAUGUGGACAUCAUCCUGUCCAUCCCCAUGUUCCUGCGCCUGUACCUGAUCGCGCGCGUCAUGCUGCUGCACAGCAAGCUCUUCACGGAUGCCUCGUCCCGCAGCAUCGGAGCCCUCAACAAGAUCAACUUCAACACCCGCUUCGUCAUGAAGACCCUCAUGACCAUCUGCCCCGGCACUGUGCUGCUCGUGUUCAGCAUCUCACUGUGGAUCAUCGCUGCCUGGACCGUCCGCGUCUGCGAAAGGUACCAUGACCAGCAGGACGUAACUAGUAACUUUCUGGGUGCCAUGUGGCUCAUCUCCAUCACAUUCCUCUCCAUUGGUUAUGGGGACAUGGUGCCCCACACGUACUGUGGGAAGGGCGUCUGUCUCCUCACUGGCAUCAUGGGUGCGGGCUGCACUGCCCUGGUGGUGGCCGUGGUGGCCCGAAAGCUGGAACUCACCAAAGCGGAGAAACACGUUCACAACUUCAUGAUGGACACUCAGCUCACCAAACGGAUCAAGAAUGCUGCAGCCAACGUCCUCCGGGAAACGUGGCUAAUCUAUAAACACACGAAGCUGCUAAAGAAGAUUGACCAUGCCAAAGUCAGGAAACACCAGAGGAAGUUCCUCCAGGCUAUCCACCAACUGAGGAGCGUCAAGAUGGAGCAGAGGAAGCUGAGCGACCAAGCCAAUACCCUGGUGGACCUUUCCAAGAUGCAGAACGUCAUGUAUGACUUAAUCACAGAACUCAACGAUCGGAGCGAAGACCUGGAGAAGCAAAUUGGCAGCCUGGAGGCUAAGCUGGAGCAUCUCACCGCCACCUUCAAUUCCCUGCCCCUGCUCAUCGCAGACACCCUGCGUCAACAGCAGCAGCAGCUCCUGUCGGCCAUCAUCGAGGCCCGGGGUGUCAGCGUGGCCGUGGGCACCACCCACACCCCACUCUCCGACAGCCCAAUCGGGGUCAGCUCCACCUCCUUCCCGACCCCGUACACAAGUUCAAGCAGUUGCUAAAUAAAACUCCCCACUCCAGAAGCAUUACCCAUAGGUCUUAAGAUGCAAAUCAACUCUCUCCUGGUCAUUUGCCAUCGAGGAACAAUCAGACCAGGGAACGUAAAGAAGAGAGACCGAGCUAAUUAACUAACUCAUGUUCAUUCAGCGUGCUUGGUUCGAUAUGCCUUGAAACCAGAAAUCUAAUCUCUGUCUAGGUGCCUCUACUUGGGAGCAGGAAGAGGAGAUGACAGGAAGCGACGCCUCUGGCAGGGCCCUUGCUGCAGAGUUGGUGGAGAACAGAAAUCCACGCUCAAUCUCAGGUCUUCACUUGGGGGGGUGGGGGGUCAGAUGCACUGAAGUGGCCAACAGUGAAGCCAGCCCAGAAGAGGGUCCCGCUGGGGGAGGGGGUCACGUCAGGCCUGGGGGAUGGUUUCCUCACUGCUGGGGUCCUGGAGCACACCUCUCUCCUUUCCUUUUGUCUAAGGAAGUUUCUGGAUGACAAAAGCAAAAGAGAGUUGCCCACAACUUGCCAAAAUAGACAUUCUUUCCUGCUAUAUAUUAUACAGUCCCAAAACUCAAUUUAGAUGGAAAAAAAAGACAGACAACUAAAAAACCAGAUUUUCCACCCAAUAUUAAUACCCACCUGCGUGUUUGCAAGCAUGUGCGCAUGUGUGCACACACACACACACACACACACGCACAUCCACGUCUCACAUUCAACCCAGGUCUUUUCUUGUUUUAACUUGACCUAAAUAGAAAGGGACCUGGUCCCUUCCCCUGCACACAGUAGGACCUCUCUAGAUGUGUAUUGAGUUGGGAUGAAUCCAGUGUGGGUGCUUUCGGGUCAGGUAGUUUGCUAGUGUCGGCCACAUUCUGAGCUUCACUGAAGAUGCAGGUUCCUUCGAACACAAUACAGGUUGCUUCACCCUGGUUGUGCACCAUGCUUGGUUUGAGAUGAAUGCCAAGCUAAAAUUGUUGGCAUUCUGGAGGGAUAAGCAAUCUUCUAGAAAUAACAGCUUCUGCAGAGUUUUCUUCUUAUAUUCAAACAUGCUGUGUUCCAUGGAGCACAAGACCAGGUGUAUGUAUGUGAGGUAAGGGGGACAGGAUCUGUGCCUGUGUGCACACACGCACAAACAGGUGCAACCCAGUGACACCUGAGUGAAUAGAAAUCUUGUCUGGGGUUUGCUCAGCUAUAUUUAUCCAGAAACAGAGUUCCAGCUCCAGAAGUUAAGCGUGCAAAGGGGUCAAGUGCCUCAGCUGAGUGCUGCUGAGCUGGGAGGAGAAGUGAUGGCAAGUGGCCCAUGUGGUCCCUUCUACCUGACCUGAAACCAUCUCAAAAUGAAAGAUUAUGAGAAUAAAGGGAGCCCUUAGGGCACCUUGCGGGUAAGGUAAGAUGAUGUGGAUUCCUCAGUUGCCUGUUCCUACUGUGCCAUGUUAAUCUUGGUGCAAAAACUAUUCUAAUAUCUCACAGAUGCCAGAGACUUCAGAAACAUCGAGGGCAGUGCAGUGGCAGACACUGUGAGGAGAGGGCAUGUGGAUGCGAACCUUCUUCAUUGCUCCAUAAUCUAACCACAUGUAACAUUUGUGAUGUGAAAGCCAUCAUGCUUCUCAUCACUUUUCUCAUUCUGAGGUUUUGACUUCUCCUGGCGGGGAGUUAAAUGAUGCUGUAUGGAAUAUUUCAUCUGUUCAGGGUAAAAACGCAAGGGUGUCAUUUCCAUGUGGUUGUCCUGUUGGGUUUUGUUUUGUGCAGAACAUCGUCGCCGUUCUGAAGGCAGGGUCUAGCUGCGCAGGUUUUUCUUCUGCAGCGCUGGGUCUGGCCUUCUAAGGACGAGGGAGUCAUUGGACAGCAAAAUGAAGACGACCCCAGAACUAAGGCCACUCUUUCAAGAAGAUUUAGUCUCUUGCUAAACUUCUUCUAUUUCUUUUUAUUGCGGUUGUUCCUUUAAUGGCCUCAUGUUUAUCCUGAUAACUCCUUGGAACGUUUUCAUUGAUUGUUUCGCAAACCAUAGAUGCCACACUUGCUGUUGGCUUUUUAUUUUUUUGCUUGUUCUUUUAACUAUUGAUGACCUGAGGGACCCCCUCCUUUUUUAUGUCCCAAGAACGGUGCUCCUGUUUUCAGUGACAGUUCAGCCAAACAUAUAAACAGAUGAAAUAACCAUACAGUUUCUUUUUGGCGUUAGUUCCGUUUCACAAAGUGAAGACCAUUGACAGGUUGACCUGAGUGUGCCAAUAUUGGUCGUUUAACCUACAGCCCUCGGCUAUUAAUUCCUAUUUGCCCUUUCCAUUCUGCUGUAACUCUGUGAUGUGUGUGUGUGUGCAUGUGCACACAUGUAGGGAUUUAAUCUUAAUUUCAAAUAAAUGACCCACAAGGUUCCACUGCCACUUCUCCUACCCGAAAGUGUGCACAGACUGCCAUGGGUCCUCAUAGUCUGUGGGUACUUCCUCUUUAGCCCGUCAUUAACGCUGUGCACUUAGGUAAGCCCUGAAGACCAAGCUAGCAACACUAGUGAAGGGAGCGGUGGAGUUAUUUCUAGUAGCAGUAGCCACUGGCAUCCUAGAAACACAUGAGCAUUUGCAGCAUGACUUGACCUAUUGGUAGUGCAAUAGCUAUGUAUGGUUUUUAUCCUUGGCAAAAAAGAAUACUUACUCUUCAGGAAAAAAAGAUUGAAUCUGCAUGUUGAUCCUACAAUGGUAAAUGAGAGGCUGCUUCUCUGUACUAGUAUUUCAGCUUUACGUGGGGAAGUUACCCAUUCUACUCCAAGUACAGUCAAUCCUUGAUGACUUAGAUAUUGAUUAUCCAGGGUGCAGCUCACCCAGGCUUUCUUCCUACAGCCCAUCUUUUGGCUAAUUCUACUGUUCCUCAACAUCGCAGUCCGAUGGGACAGGAGGCAGGUGGAUUCUCAUGCCGUGCCUUCUGUUCCUUAUUUUCAAGUUUGAUGGUGGAGGAGCUUUGAUUAUCUGCUCAAGAAUUGGCUAUAUGUAAAAACCAUUAAUUAUGGUAAACUCACUCCAACACCGAACUGAUUGAGUUCUGCCCACUCCUGGAAGGCUGACCCAGUGGCAGAGCCCUUACUAUAACCUUUCUGAUAAUUCACUGACAGGUCAAAGUACACUAAUAUUCCCUAAAAUAUCUAGACACUUGAAUUAAAACUACAAGCCACCCCCUCAUCGCUUAAGCCAUAUUAUAGCUUCAUGUACUGUAAAGUCAGGGAUGUACUGUGAUAAUUUAAGACCACUAAUCUCAGUGGAAUUUCAGGACAUAGCAUCAGUUGAUAAAUUAUACCAGAUUAGGGGCUCAUUCCUCCUUAGAUUGAAGUCCAAAUAAAAAUCUGCACCUUUGGAUCAAAGGCCACAUAUGUGUGAUCAUCAUCAAUAAAUUGUCGUAAAGUGUCCAUGAACUGCUCUUGCCAUCCUCAUAAUAUGUAACCUCAUGACAUCAUAUCUCUAUAAAUGCUUAAUACAAUCCAAAAGGACAAGAGGGGUGAGGCCCUGAGUCACCACUAACUUCUGAAGUCAGCAAGUACCAGUGGUAACAAUCUCGUAAAUGAGGAGGUAUAGAAAAUGUAUGUGUCAGUAAAUUCUAAACUGCUAAGCAAGUGCAAGCUAUUGUUAUUUAUCAAAGACCAAGGAAGAACAGUAUUGAAGAAAUGAUGAUUUUAGUAUAUUUGAGGAUUUCCCCCUUAGAUUUUCAGUAAUUUCCUUGUGAAUAAAUAAUUAUGGAAAAGAAGAAAACUAGAGAUACAGAAUCAGAAUAAAUAAAACUCUAAUACUGGAUCCACAGCUUUGGCCAAUGAAUCUAACCACCUCAUACCUCAACUUCUCUGUACUUAAAGUGAAGAUAAUAGUUAAUAUUCUAAAAACAAAGUAUUCAAUAGAUUAAAAAAUGGAAUCACUGUUGUCAUCAGUAGCAGCCCAGACCAACUCUACCUAGUCCACAUUUUGAUGUUGCAUCUGAAUGCAGUCAGUAGUACCAAAAAGUAAUUAUUACAUAUCAACUAGGUAGUGAAAUUAGCAGGGGGAAAUAUGGGAUUGGUACAUAGUUCCAGGACCUCUCUCUUCCUUCAGGAUGUACCUCAACAAACGGUGCACCCCAAAUUAAGAAUCAGUGUUUCAUCCCAGAACAAAUGGUGUUGCUACCGUCAUAGUACCACAACUGAGACACUAUAAAGUCAUUGCACUACCAGUAGGUUACUACUCUUUUUAAGUUACUGCUUUUAAAUCUUAAAAUAUGUCCCCACUUCUAUACAGUCAUUCUACUUCCCUGGAAGUUGCUUAGAAGCAGAUUGAGGAUCGAUAGUGGUCAUCUUGCUGUCCCUGUUGACUCUGUGUGGCGUUCAGUUUCAGUACCUUAGACAGCUACCUGGCGGUUUCCUGGUAGCCAUUCCUUCCUUGCCUCCCCCUGCAGUCAGCUGGUUUGAUGACGCCCUGGGCAGUAUCCCUUCCUUCUCUACUGCCACCAGAGGAAACAUUAUGGGAAUGGGAUCAUGGAUACCACUAAGAAGGAAUGGUCCAGGGUUAGCAAUAUUAACUGUCUGCCUCUGGUAGUGGAAUAUAGCAGAGUAUUCUUCACCCUGAAAGCUUGUGCCAGGCUGCAUAAAUAGAAACUAGCAUUAAACUCCUGUCAGACAAGUAAUAUGUAGAUGUUUUACUGAAAUAGACCGAAGCUUAUUAAAAAGUACUCAGCGCAAUGGUAUAUAAAUAUAUACAGAUAGAGAAAAAAAUAACUGUGAUCUCUUUUUCUUACACCAUUACUGGAAACACCCCAACAUGAACUGGAGUUCCCUCUGAACAAAACCAUUAUCAAAUCUUCAACGUAUGACCUCCAAACCUAGGUGCCAAGUGCCCUGUGACAGUUGUUUACACACCUGAGAAACGCAUUCUGGAAGCUGUAAUCUUGGGCCUGGACUAUGUGUUGAAACAAACAAAAGAGACGUUGUGACCAACCAAGCUGGUGAAGGAAAAGCACAAAAUUCAAUGCCAACCUUAGUUAGGAUCCCAAAGAGAUGCUGAAUUUAUAGCCAAGAAAAAAAAAUCAGUGACAAAUCAAGUACGAAUCUGAUUGGAACGGCCAACGUCCAGGUUCACCGAAGGAGGACAGGGAAUAAACAACAUUCUCUCGAAUCUCGUCCAGGACCGAUCCACCUUCAUCAGACACACUUUUUAAUGGCGCAACAACUCAGUUUUGGUCCCAGACUCUCUAUUCUGCACUGACCAGAAGAGAGCAACAAAAGAGAGUGACAGGAUGUUAAUGGAGGAAACAUUUUCAUGGCAAACUCAGAAACUGAAGUGUUUAUAUUCAGAAUCAGAUGGGCUUCGAUAUGAAUUUGCAUCUUGCCUCUGUACUGCUUGCUAUUUUUUAAUGAUAGGAGAAAGCAUAACAGUUUAUUUUAAAUAUGAAAUAUAUUGCUAUAUUAUAAAAUAUAUUGUAACUUUCAAUUAA